Messenger RNA from Schistosoma guineensis, 919 nucleotides. NCBI's taxonomy places the organism in Eukaryota, Metazoa, Platyhelminthes, Trematoda, Strigeidida, Schistosomatidae. The record is from the annotation of a GenBank genome assembly.
UGAUAUUACACAUAAUAGAAUGUAUAUUGAUCCAGUGAAUUAUUUAGAAAAUUUCAUUCAUUCCCUUAGUGAUAAUAAUAAUAAUAAUACUGAUAAAUUGGAAUUGAAUAAAUUACUUCAAGCAUUGAAAUGUCGUCUAGAAGAUUAUCAACGAAUCUAUCAAUCUAAUCAUCAUCAUCCAUAUUCUAAUUUAUCUCAUCUAUGGUUACUAAUAACCGAUUUAAAUUUAUCUAAUAUUCAAUUAAAAUUAAUACCAAAUGAAAAUAUAUUUGGUUAUUUAUUAAAUUUAAAACGUUUAUGGUUACAUAAUAACCAAUUAAUGAAUUUAAAUAAUUGUUUAAUUAAAUGUAAUAAAUUAAUAGAAUUAAGAUUAAAUUCAAAUCAAUUACAUAAUAUCUGUGGACAAUUAUAUCAAUUACAUUGUCUUGAAAUAUUAGAUUUAUCAAAUAAUCAUUUAGAUAAUAUAAUGGAAAUCAACAAAGAAUUGUCAAGAAUGCAUUUUCUACGUGAGCUUAAUUUGCUUGGAAAUCCCGCUGUUCUACAAUCGGAUUUUAAAUCUUUACUAUUAAGUUCACAUUCAACAUUGACUGUUCUGAAUAAACAUGAAAUCUUAAGAGAUCAAUUUAAGUGGAGCAAAUUAAAAACCAAUUAUUGUCCAAAGUAUAUUCAGAAACAAUCAAGCAAAAGGAAAAGAAAUGUACCUAUUGAAGCAGAAACUGAGGAAAAACUAGUCCAAUCUCCAAUGAAUCCUGACAAAGAAAUUGAAAUAUUUGAAGAAAAUUUGAAAAAAAGAUUUCAAGCCAAAACGAUUACAGAAUUUAAAUGUUUCGACUGGUCAAUGAUACCAAAUAGUGAAAUGAAACGAUUAAAUUCAAGAACUACUGUGCCGAAAAAUAUUGUAGUUCAAUCACAAUUGUAA